UGACUUGACCGCUGCCGUCGCUUGCACUCGGCGCUAAACUUUUGACAUCAGUUCGCUUUCUGUUUCCCGCGGCACCAGACAGUCAGUUCAAAUGGUGUGGGGGAUGAUCACACUUCCCCGCGUUUUGUGUAAGGUGUGCUAGAAAAUUGCACAAUUUUGACGUCACUUGUGCUUAAGCCAGCGAUUUUUGUCGCCUCUUAUCUGUAUUUGACUUCGAAUUGUUGUUCAUCAGUUCGCGAAGUGUUCGUGUGACACGAAAAGUGAAAUUUAUCGGGAAUACUCCAUAAGUUCUUGAAGAUACCAAUUGGUUUUGAUUUAAAGUGUUCAAUAUUUAUCAACUGAAACAGAAAGAUAAUUUUAUGAUAUAUAUUUUUUAAUUCAGUUCAUACAUUAUUGAAAAAUAUAUAUUUUUACUGGCGUUCGAACAGUGCUACAGAAAAAUCAAGCGAUCAUUUUAAUGAACUGACAGUUGUUCUUUGAAUUACAUAUGUCAUCCUAAGGUACUCAAGUAAUUAGCUGAAAAAUAACUACACCGAUAUUUUAAAUACUUCAAUGUGAAUUUAGUAUUUUUGUAGAUAUUUGAAAGCACGCUGUGGAGAAGUCUUUUAGUGAAUAUCUAGCUCAAUAUUUUCAACAUGCCUUUAUUCAGCGGCAAGAAAAAGAAGGAAGAAUACAGGAAUAAUCUUACAAAUGGUAGCGGUUCCUCAACAGCUCCAAGUUCUCCCGGAACACCGGAGCGUUCAACUACUCCGAAUAAUAUUCCAUAUAUGAAUGGACAGAUGAGUCCAAAGCCAAACGAACAACGAGAACUCCCAGUUCACAAACCUAAAUUAGUCUUCCACUGUCAGCAGGCUCAGGGAAGUCCCACGGGAAUUAUUUCUGGAUUCACUAAUAUUAAGGAAUUGUACCAAAAGAUAUCUGAAUGCUACGACUUUCCUGUUUCUGAUAUUUUGUUCUGCACACUAAAUACCCACAAAGUUGAUAUGUCCAAACUUCUCGGUGGCCAAAUAGGUUUAGAUGACUUCAUCUUUGUUCAUCGUAAAGGUCAAGCAAAGGAAGUAGAAAUUACCAAAAAUGAAGAUGCUUUAGGAUUAACUAUAACGGACAAUGGUGCGGGUUAUGCUUUCAUAAAAAGGGUUAAAGAAGGAAGUUUAAUCCAUGGACUCGGAUUUGUACAGGUUGGCGAUCACAUUGAAAAAAUUAACGACGUGUCCAUGGUUGGUUGCCGGCAUUUUGAAGUUGCCAAACAGCUAAAAGAUGUACCAAAAGGUUCCUUAUUCACUCUUAGGCUUAUAGAACCUCUGAGAGCUGGAUUCUCUCAUAUUGGGCCUCGCAGUGGUUUGUCUGGAAGUAAUAAAAAGGGUACCGUUGGUUCCGGAAAAGAAACAUUGCGGUUAAGAGCGAAAGGACCAGCAACUAUAGAAAAAGCACCAACUGAUGUUGUUCAAGCAGCUGUGGAGAAAAUCAAUAGUCUUUUAGAAUCAUUUAUGGGAAUCAACGAUUCUGAACUUGCUACACAAAUAUGGGACUUAGGACGCGAAAAGGCGAAUCCACACGAUUUUGUUACGGCAAUAGAUAGCUCAGAUUUGGAAGCUUUUGGAUUUACAGAUGAUUUCAUUUUUGACUUGUGGGGAGCGAUAAGUGAUGCAAAAACAGGACGUCUGAAAAGUGACUCUUACAGGACGUCAAUGUGAACAGAAAAUGAACUGAAAUCACAAAACUUCCUACUGCUUUUGGAUGUAAGGACUGAUCCACUGAAUUAAAUGAUAUAAUGAAUGAUGCCAUUAUAUAUAUUUUUACAUGUUAUAUCAUUUUUGAGAAUGUCAGUGGCAUUGCAAUUUGAAAUAUUGUUUAUCCUUUAAAAUUUUUAAAUGUGUGUUAGCUGCGUUUAUAAUAAA
Molecule: messenger RNA, 1898 nt
Organism: Uloborus diversus
Lineage: Eukaryota; Metazoa; Arthropoda; Arachnida; Araneae; Uloboridae
Gene: kermit
Product: PDZ domain-containing protein GIPC3-like
Exons: 6
Coding region: 636-1694 (352 amino acids)
Molecular function (GO): protein binding
Source: RefSeq, a predicted model, not a curated record